This is a messenger RNA of Caenorhabditis elegans, 497 nucleotides long. The record is from the annotation of a RefSeq genome assembly. Lineage: Eukaryota; Metazoa; Nematoda; Chromadorea; Rhabditida; Rhabditidae.
GACUUGGUGAAGCAAUCAAGCUGACACUAAAGCCAGGAGAAAGCGAACUUCACUUCACGUAUGACAUCAUCAAUGACAAAUAUUCUCAAAGUCCAGAAAAGGGAUUCAUAUCCCAGGCUUCCGAAUAUAACCUGCUGACACGAGUUGUGGACACCGACAAAAAUAUAGUUUAUUUGACUCCUAUGAAAGGAGAGUGCCAAGGAAAUAUUUCGUGGCUCUUGGACCUGGAAUCCAUCGGGAAACCAGUGGAAGCAGUCAUCAUAAAAGUUGAAGACUUUUCAGAGUUCAAUAACCAAACCUCGGCAAAAGCACAAUGUUGCACUACAGAUAAAUGUUGGAAUCUUUCUAUGAACACGCCUUUACAAAUCUUAGAGCCAAACAGUAAGACAUUGAAAAUUUCGAUUGAAUUGGUUGCCGGCACACAAUUGUUCAAGCGGGAUUUUGUUAAAGGGAUGAAUGCCGACAGUUUAUCAGUAAUAGUUCUCACCUAUAAGUGA